AGCAGGCAGCAAGCAGCAGGCCGAUCACAUAUCACACCACAGCAGCGGCACACAGACACACGGAGGACAGUGUGAGGGGGACUCAAAUGACGGAAACUGCGAGAGCUGGUCAGGAGACCAAGGGUCUCAAAGCCCUGUCUCAAAAAGAGAUGUUUGAAAAGAUGGAGGAAUCUUUUAAGAUCUGUGCCGGUUGUGAGAAGCAGCCAAAUCAGCUUUCAAACCCACAGAGCUUGAAGCGUUGUGCCAGAUGUCUAAAUGUUUACUACUGCGGUAAAGAGUGUCAGAAGGAGGACUGGCAUAAACAUAAGAAGUUCUGCUCACAGCUGCGUCUGGCUGCCAUCGACAGAGUUGUGGAGUGGCUUUUAUACAGGGGAGAUCUCCCGUUCCCUACUGAAAAAUGGUCAAAGCCGCAGUCGGAGGUGAAAGGCUGGGAUGACUGGCUGGCGAUGCAGGGUGACCUCACAGCUCGCCUCGAUCCCGUUUUAAAAUGCCCAAACAUGAAAGACUUGUGGACAAACGCUGGCCGGUCUCCGCCUGACGACGAGGACCUGAAGCAGUCGUUGUGGAGGGUCUGCAGCGAGUUCUUCUCCAGGCCGCUGACCGUCGCCUGGGCCAUGAGGCUGUUCGCUCUCAACCCUUAUUCCAACCCUCUCACCAUCCACGUGGUGGGGGCGGGACAGGCUGAGACCCUGGCAGCACGACUGACUGACUACGACGAGCUGAACAACAUGUUCCCAGGACACCAGGGUAUCACCAUAGUCCUGGUGGGACCAGAGGUGGUGGAUGGCCCCGUGGUGAGGCCUCCUCUCAGUGGGUCGGGCCCCAGGCAGAGGGUCUACCUCUGCGCCCAUAAGGGCCUCUACCAUGAGUUUUGGGAGGACGUGGUGGAGAAAGAGGAAGCAGCAAAGCCAGACCUGGUGGUUGGAUUUCAUCCUGGGUUUGAUGCCAGUCAGGCUCUGGACCACGGUUGGCUUCCAACACUUCUGCUCCUCAGGGAUUUUGAGAUUCCUACUCUUUUCACUGCUCUCAACGAGACAGAGAUGACCUACUCCCUGCAGAUAUUGCUGGAGCUGGAGAUGGACAUGAAGGCAAGCGGAGCCAGCCCCUUUGCGUCGCUGAAACCAGAAGUGGUGGGCUCGUCUGCCAACAAGCCUCCCGUGUACUGCAACUCCCACUACUUCUGUUUCCAGGGUCUGCUGGAGACUGUGGAGUUUGAGGAACCGGAGGAGGCCUGAAGGUGCAAACACACACUGUUGUCUCACAGCUGGAACUCUGAUUUUUGCGGACUAUGAGACAUGGAUUGUAUACGGCUGUUUUUCUUUUUUUUUUGUCAUUUACUUUUUAUUGGUUUUUGAAAUGAACAAACAAACAAUCAACAUGAAGACCUAUAGACAAAUGCAGAAAAUAUCAAGGAGAAAAGUAAAAGCGUACAAAAGGGGAUUGGAAAACACCCAAAAAUAAAUGAAUAAAUAAAAUAAAAUGGGGAAAGCUACAAAGAAAUUAAAGUAUUCUGAUCGUCCAAUCUGAGAUUACCUAAAGUCUGAUUUUAUGGUAGAGACAUAUGUAAUCCAUUUUUGCCAAUUUUCAAUAAAUACCUCUUUUUGUGUUCUUAAAUGGAAAGUUAUUCUUUCCAUUACAAAGAUGCUGUACACAAUAUCAAUCCAUUCAUCUGCACUAGGUGCCUCCCUCUUCAGCCAUUUCUUUGUUAUUGAUUUCUUACAGGCCACCAGUAAUAUUCUCAGUAAAUAUGUAUAUUUAUUCCUCCACUCCAGUUCCUCUAGAUCUACUAAAUAUAACAAAUUGAAACAAAAAGUUAUUUUUGUUGAAAACACAGUCUCUAGAAUUUGAUGUACGCUCAAUCAAAUCGGGGUCACAAGAGGGCAACACCAGAAUAUAUGACAGUGAUUCGCCUCUUUGCUUCCACAACAUCUCCAACAUUCUGUCUGAUUGGAAUAUGAUCUCUUUUGAUAUGGAGUGCAGAAAUGGGGAAAGAGAUUUUUCCAUGAAUAUUAUACAGCAGUAUUUCUAAUAAUAAAAUCAUGCAAUAAGGUUUUAAAACAGUAUGUAAAUACAUAUCCAUUACUGUUAAGAUGUUUUUUCUCUGGAAGCAGCUAUUUGCAUUCACUAUCUCAGUUUUACUGCUAGAGUUGUUAGAUUUGAAUAUACUGUUUCUGGACCCUUGUGUUAGCAGAGAGCCAAUAAAACUUUGUAGAGACAGUCAAAUGUCUACUUACUCUAUAUUCUACAAUAAAAAUAUUAGAAACGAUUAAAUACGGGGCAGACUGCAAUGUCCACUUUUAUUGAAUACAGACU
This is a messenger RNA of Centropristis striata (black sea bass), 2313 nucleotides long. Its product is annotated as putative protein MSS51 homolog, mitochondrial. The coding region runs from base 87 to 1235 and encodes 382 amino acids. The record is from RefSeq and is a predicted model, not a curated record. NCBI's taxonomy places the organism in Eukaryota, Metazoa, Chordata, Actinopteri, Perciformes, Serranidae. The transcript has 6 exons.